CCCGCGUACCAGGUGGACAAAGGCAACAAGAUCAAGCUCAUGGUGGAGCUCAGCGACCCCGACCUGCCCCUCAAGUGGUACAAGAACGGGCAGCUCAUCAAACCCAGCACCAAGUACGUCUUCGAGAACGUGGGGCUGAAGCGCAUCCUCACCAUCCACAAGUGCUCCCUGGCCGACGACGCCGCCUACGAGUGUCGCGUCAACGAGGAGAAAUGCUUCACCGAGGUCUUCGUCAAAGAGCCCCCCGUGACCAUCGCCAAGGGCCUGGACGACCAGCAGGUGGUGGUGGGCGAGCGGGUGGUGCUGGAGGCCGAGGUCUCGGAGGAGGGCGCCCAAGUCAUGUGGAUGAAGGACGGGGUGGAGCUGACGCGGGAGGAGACCUUCAAGUACCGCUUCAAGAAGGACGGCAAGAAGCACUAUCUCAUCAUCAACGAGGCCACCAAGGAGGACACGGGACGCUACAAGAUCAUGACCAACGGGGGGGAGAGCGAGGCCGAGAUCAUCGUGGAGGAGAAGCAGCUGGAGGUGCUGCAGGACAUGGCGGACCUGACGGUGCAGGCGACGGAACAGGCCGUCUUCAAGUGCGAGGUGUCGGACGAGAAGGUGACGGGACGUUGGUUCAAGAACGGGGUGGAGGUGCGCCCCAGCAAGCGCAUCCACAUCUCCCACACCGGCAGGAUCCACAAGCUGGUGAUCGACGACGUGCGCCCCGAGGAUGAGGGGGAUUACACCUUCGUCCCCGACGGCUACGCCCUCUCCCUCUCCGCCAAGCUCAACUUCCUCGAGAUCAAGGUGGAGUACGUCCCCAAGCAAGAGCCCCCCAAGAUCCACCUGGACUGUUCGGGGCGCGCGGGCGAGAACACGCUGGUGGUGGUGGCCGGGAACAAGCUGCGCCUCGACGUCCCCAUCUCGGGGGAGCCGGCGCCCGCCGUCACCUGGGCCAAGGACGACAAGGAGUUCUCGCUGGCCGAGGGCCGGGUGCACCUGGAGCAAAAGCCCGACCUGAGCAGCUUCGUCAUCGAGAGCGCGGAGCGCGGGGACGAGGGACGCUACACCAUCCGGGUGACAAACCCCGCCGGCGAGGACACCGCCACCAUCCUCCUCAGGGUGGUCGACGUCCCCGACCCCCCCGAGGCCGUGCGCAUCACCUCGGUGGGGGAGGACUGGGCCGUGGUGGCCUGGGACCCCCCCAAGUACGACGGGGGGCAGCCCAUCAUCGGGUACCUGGUGGAGCGGAAGAAGCAGGGCUCGCGGCGCUGGAUGAAGGUGAACUUCGAGGCGCAGGCGGGCGGGAGCCUGCUGUCCGCGCGCAUGCUGGAGGGCGUGCGCUACGAGAUGCGCGUGCUCGCGCUCAACGCCAUCGGCCUCUCCCCGCCCAGCCACAGCAGCGCCCCCUUCAUGCCCAUCGCCCCCACGAGCGAGCCGACGCACCUGGCGCUGGAUGACGUCACGGACACGACGGCGACGCUGAAGUGGCGCCCGCCCGAGCGCGUGGGGGCGGGGGGCAUCGACGGCUACCGCGUGGAGUACUGCCGGCAGGGGGAGGAUCAGUGGGUCCCAGCUAACACGGAGCUGGUGGAGCGCUGUGGGUUCACGGUGCGGGGGCUGCCGACGGGGGAGAAGCUGCUGUUCCGCGUCAUCGGGGUGAACAUCGCGGGGCCCAGCCCCCCGGCCACGCUGGCCCAGCCCGUCACCAUCCGCGAGAUCGUGGAGCGCCCCAAGAUCCGGCUGCCGCGGCACCUGCGCCAGACCUACGUGCGGAAGGUGGGGGAGCAGGUCAACCUCGUCAUCCCCUUCCAGGGGAAGCCGCGGCCGCGCGUGACGUGGAGCCGGGCGGGGGCGCCGCUGGGGGAGGACGUGCACGUGCGCAACUCGGAGCGCGACACCGUGUUCUUCAUCCGCGCGGCGGCGCGCGCGCACUCGGGCGAGUUCGAGCUGCGGCUGCAGAGCGGCAACAUGGAGGACACGGCGCGGCUGCGCCUGCGCGUCGUCGAGCGGCCGGGCCCCCCCCUGCGCGUGCGCGUGACGGAGGUGUGGGGCUGCAACGCGGCGCUGGAGUGGACCCCCCCCGCGGACGACGGGAACUGCGAGCUGGGGGGGUACAGCGUGCAGAAGGCCGACACCCGCACCAUGGAGUGGUUCACGGUGGUGGAGCACACGCGCCCCCCCCGCUGCACGGUGUCGGAGCUGGUGAUGGGCAACGAGUACCGGUUCCGGGUGUUCAGCCACAACCUGUGCGGGGCCAGCGCCACCCCCGGGCUGUCCCUCAACACCGCCCGCAUCCCCAAGGCCGGGCUGACGCUGAAGCUCCCCCAGUUCCAGGAGCACGAUUUCCGCUCCCCCCCCGAGUUCCUGACGCCCCUGGUGGAUCGCAGCGCCGUGGCCGGCUACACCACCGCCCUCAACUGGGGGCACCCCAAGCCCAAGGUGGUGUGGCUGAAGAACCAGGUGGCCAUCGGGGAGGACCCGCGGUUCCUGGCGGCACAGCCAGGCGUCCUCACGCUGCAGAUCCGCAAGCCCGGGCCCUUCGACGGGGGCGUCUACGGCUGCCGGGCCGUCAACGAGCUGGGGGAGGCGCUCACCGAGUGCCGCCUGGAGAUCCGGGUGCCCCAGUGAAGGCGACAGCGAGGCAGGACGAGCCGGAGGAGGUGGCCAGAGGUGCCCCCCCCGGAAUAAAUGGAGCCCCCCCAGCUCCUGGCUGCCCCCC
Molecule: messenger RNA, 2707 nt
Organism: Chroicocephalus ridibundus (black-headed gull)
Lineage: Eukaryota; Metazoa; Chordata; Aves; Charadriiformes; Laridae
Gene: MYBPC2
Product: myosin binding protein C2
Molecular function (GO): protein binding
Source: RefSeq, a predicted model, not a curated record